AUGCAGCAUCAGCGCCGCCACCCGCGCCGCGUCGAGGUCGUGAUCAGCGGCUUUGGGUCCUUCGCAUUCGUCCCAAGCAACCCGACCUCUCGCGUCGUGAGCUGGCUGCAGCAGCAGUACGGCGCCGGCGCUGACGUCGCGGCGCAGUCCGCACCACGCUCCCUGCGCCAUGGGAGGAUCCACAGCUGCACCAUCCUUAAGGUGUCAGCGCGCGCCGUUAAUGCUUACCUGAUCCAGCAGCUGGAGGAGCUGAAGCAGCGCAGUUUCACGGCCUGCACCGCUUGCGGCGUGGCUGGUGGCGGCGGAGCAUGCGGCUGCGGUCCAACCGUUGUGCUGCUGCUUCACUUUGGAGUUGAUGUCCAGCGGCCGUGGUUCAACCUGGAGACGCGCGCCAUCAACAACGCCACCUUCCGCUCCCCGGACGAGGACGGCUGGCGGCCCAACGCGUGCCCCAUCACGCCCGUCCCCGGCAUGCCGCUGGACUGCAAGCUGACCACAGACCUCGACCUGCAGCGGCUGCACCGCCACCUGCGCGGCCGUGGCCACGACGUGCGGCUGAGCGCUGAUCCGGGCAAGUUUGUGUGCAACUGGACCUACUACAACAGCCUGGCGCUCUGCAGGGAGGCCAUGGCUGUGGCGGCGCUGGCCGCGGCCGCCGCCGCAGGCGCUGCUGCUGCGGCAGCCGGCAUAGCGGCAGCGGAGGGCGGCUCCACCAGUGGUGACGAGACACCAACAAGCAGUGGAGGCAGCGGCUGCGGCUCGGGGCCGUGCCUGAGCGGCCUGAGUGGUAGCAGCAGCGACAGUGACGUGCCGGCUGGCGGCAUUGGCAGCUCAGCUGUCUCUGGCCGCACGCGCGACGCCGCCGCAGCGGCUGCAGCGGUGGCUGGUGGUGUCGCAGCUUCAGGCGGCGGUCUGGCGGUGCACUCUCUGUUUGUGCAUGUGCCUGCCUUUGACUCCAUCAGCGAGGCCAAGCAGCAGCGCUUUGCGGUGGACCUGAUCGAAUCACUCUGUGACCAGCUGCACCACAUGUACUGGGGCGGCGGCAGCGGCAGCGGCGACAACAGUGACACCGGCUUCUCCUGGCACGAGCGGCACUGCAGGCAGCAGCACUACAUCAGGGCCCACCACGCCUACGCCUGCCCUUACGACAGCAUGCACGGUGACGUCUUCAAGCAGCAGCAGCAGCAGCAGCCACCACAGCCGUCGCCGCAGCAGCUUCAACAGCAGCAGCAGCAGCAGCAGCAGCGGCAGCGGCCAGUGCAACGGUCACUUGCAGGGGCUGCUGGCCUUGGCAGCGGCUUUUCUGCACAUGCCUACCAGCAGCUGCAGCUUCAUGCACUGCUUCUGCAGCAGCAGCAGCAGCAGCAGCAGCAGCAGCAGCAGCAGCAGCAGGAUGCUGGCUGGUGGUACACAGCACCAUCGCUGCCUCCGCUGCUUGCGCAGCAAACCCUGCUACAGUAUCAGCAGCAGCAACAGCAACAGCAGCAGCACCAGGUGUACCAGCAGCAUUGCCAGAAGCUCAACCAGCAGCAGCUGCAGGAGCGCGAGCAGCGGCAGUGGAUUGGCAAUGGCUACAGCACCAAUGGCCCUCCAGCCCUGCUGCAGCAGCCGCACCAGCAGCAGCACCCCGCUAUCGUGUUUGCACGCCCGCCUGUUCUGGCAUGA
Molecule: messenger RNA, 1665 nt
Organism: Monoraphidium neglectum
Lineage: Eukaryota; Viridiplantae; Chlorophyta; Chlorophyceae; Sphaeropleales; Selenastraceae
Exons: 2
Coding region: 1-1665 (554 amino acids)
Biological process (GO): proteolysis
Source: RefSeq, a predicted model, not a curated record